AGGCCUUGUAAGGCUUCAAUACAAGCAGAGUAGUAGUACACUACACGGAAGGCAGCUCCUCUACUUCUUAGGUGUGUGUAGUACGUGCAUCAAUCCUGUUUGUUCGAUCCUCAGAGAGCUACCUACUCGAUCGCACCACUUGAAAUUGCAGCCAAGGCCUUGUAAUUGUAGCACACCGAAGCUAGCAGAGCAUUUGGUAUUUGAAUCGGGAGGAACUAUGGUGCUGGACAAGGAGGAGGAGAGGAGCAGGGUCCUGGUAAUUGGUGGCACAGGUCACAUUGGGAAGCAUAUCGUUGCUGCGAGUGUCCGCCGCAGCCACCCGACCUCUGUCCUCAUCAGGGAUGCUGCACCGGCUGAUCUGGCCAAGGCGCAGCUCCUCAAGAGCUUCAUUGAUUCCGGUGUUGCUCUCAUCAAGGGAGAUUUAUUUGACCACGACAGCCUCGUAAAUGCCAUCAAGGGUGCAGAUGUCGUGAUCUCGGCCGUGGGGACCUGUCAGCUCGACGAGCAGACGAGGAUUGUCAUGGCCAUCAAGGAGGCUGGCAAUGUCAUUAAGAGGUUCCUGCCGUCUGAGUUCGGCUCUGACCCAGAGCGGGUUCACACCGUGGAUCCAGCGGCCACACUGUACGCUGGUAAAAUCAGCCUUCGCCGUCUGAUCGAGGCGGAGGGUAUACCUCAUACAUAUGUCUGCUGCAACGGGUUCGCCGAAACCUACCUUCUGAGCAUCGGCGAUGUUACGGCUCUUGGCGCCGGUCCUCCGUCCGACAAGAUCACUGUCCUAGGCGAUGGAGAUGCAAAAGGGGUGUUUGUGGUGGAAGAGGACAUAGCUGCCUACACGGUGAGAGCGAUCGAUGAUACGAGGACCCUGAACAAGAUCCUGUACAUGAGGCCGCCGGCGAACAUCGUGUCCCACACCGAGCUCAUCGCACUGUGGGAGAAGAAAGCGGGAAGGACUUUCCAGAUCGCUCGCAUCCCAGAGCCGGAUCUCCUCAAGUUGAUCAAGGAGGCGGCAUACCCUCUCAACAUGAUGCUGUCCCACUCGCUCUCCGUGUUCGUGAGGGGCGACCAAGCCAACUUCGACAUCGAGCCAUCCUUUGGUGUCGAGGCCACCGAGCUGUACCCUGACGUGAAGUACACCACCGUCGAUGAGUACCUGGACCGCCUCCUCUGACAGUUCUUGGCUGGAUGGAGCAAUAAAGAUGAUGGAGCAAUAAAGAUGAUGGAGCAGUGGCCUCUCCCAAAUCCAAUGAUGUGUGUGGUCUUGUGUGCAAAUUCACCAGAAAGAAAAGAAGAACCUCUGCGUUCCUUGCUAAAACAAACAUGAUUUGUGGCCGUGUACGGUACGUAUACGGAGCAGUCACCGAAUAAGAUUUGUAUAUAGGCUAGUUUAAAUACCCAUGUAACCCCACGGUGUAAUACCAGAUCAAAAAAGCAAUAAAAAUCUCGCGUGCGUGUGGUGUC
Messenger RNA from Triticum aestivum (bread wheat), 1458 nucleotides. RefSeq names its product isoflavone reductase homolog IRL. Gene Ontology annotation, molecular function: oxidoreductase activity. The record is from RefSeq and is a predicted model, not a curated record. Bases 218 to 1168 code for a protein of 316 amino acids. The transcript is spliced from 5 exons. Lineage: Eukaryota; Viridiplantae; Streptophyta; Magnoliopsida; Poales; Poaceae.